AUGAAAGCGUUUCUUUUUCCUUCGGCGUUCCUCGCAAUCGUGGCCUCUGCGCUGCCAGAUCCGAAGGGUCAUGAGUUUCGCGCCGCAGGACCCUACGACAGUAGAUCACCGUGCCCAGGCCUCAACGCUCUCGCUAACCACGGCUACCUUCCACGCGAUGGCGCAAACCUCGAUUACGACAUGAUCAAUCAUGCAGCCCAGGGCGCUUAUAAUUUCGAAGACGGAUUUUACAUCGAUGCCGUCAACAUGGUAUUUCAGCUGAAUAUCUCGACCACAAACCAACCCAGCAAAACCUUCCAUCUCCGAGACCUAGCUCGGCAUGAUCAGAUCGAGGUCGAUGGCUCUCUCACUCGAAACGACAUCUUCUUCGGCGAUGACUUGCACUUCGAUGCUACUGUCUUUGAUCCCGUCGCACGCGAUCUUGGACUUGAUAAGAUCAGUCGUAAAGAUAAAUAUGUCACUGUCGAGACAGCAGCCAAAGCAACGAAACAUCGACUCGACCUUGCCAAAUGCGUCAAUCCGGAGUUUAAUGCUUCCGUGCAUCAGCACCAGACCGAAUAUGGCACUACUGCGCUCUAUCUUUUGACUGUAUGGGAUGAACAACAGAAGGCAGCACCAAAGCAUUGGGUUAAAGCAUUACUUGGCGAGGACAGGAUCGCUUACAGAGAAGGAUAUGACAAAGGCAAAUCGGUCAAGACGAAUAAGCAAGUUGGUGCUAUGACUCAAGCUGUUCGAGCAGUGGUUGGGUGGAAGCCGUAG
Molecule: messenger RNA, 759 nt
Organism: Fusarium proliferatum ET1
Lineage: Eukaryota; Fungi; Ascomycota; Sordariomycetes; Hypocreales; Nectriaceae
Exons: 3
Coding region: 1-759 (252 amino acids)
Molecular function (GO): peroxidase activity
Source: RefSeq, a predicted model, not a curated record